Amphiprion ocellaris (clown anemonefish) is the source of this 2308-nucleotide messenger RNA. It is a transcript of the gene il12rb1, whose product is annotated as interleukin 12 receptor subunit beta 1. Gene Ontology annotation, molecular function: protein binding. Bases 74 to 2047 code for a protein of 657 amino acids. NCBI's taxonomy places the organism in Eukaryota, Metazoa, Chordata, Actinopteri, Pomacentridae. The transcript is spliced from 15 exons. The record is from RefSeq and is a predicted model, not a curated record.
UGAAGGCAGGUUGGCUACAUCGACUCUCACACUCGAGAGACUGAUCGUCUUUCCUGGCUUUCCUCUUUACCUCAUGGAAACUUUUAGGUGUUGGAGCUCACUACAUGGAUGCGUUUUGUUUAUGUUCCUUGCAGCUAUCGGCAAAGGGUCAGCAUGUGAGCGUCCCUCUAGUCCUCACUGCUUCAGACAAAAUGCUGACCAGACUGUUUACACUUGUGAAUGGAGCCUGAACACCAAUGAGAGCGAUGUGACAUUUGACCUUUACGUUGAUGGAACAAAAUUUGGAAACAUCGAGGGGAACUCGAUUAAGAUAGUUGAGGAGGAGCUGAUACGAGCUCGUCCUGUUGAUAUUUGGGUGGAAGCUUAUGUAGGAGACUCCAACUGCACAUCAACCAGGAGGUCUGUUAUACUGGAGGACACAGUUAAAUAUGAAACACCGCAAAAUAUUUCAGUAACCUGGUUAAAAAACAACCUCAGCUUAAGUUGGCAGGCUGCAGAGAAGUAUCCAGCUCUGGCAGAGGUCUGGUUCCGGCCAUAUGAACACCCCACAGAAUCAUGGGAAAAAUUAGAGAGAAUAGCAAAUACCACCAAUGAGGCUUUGAAUUACCAGAUCGUUGUUGGGAAUCUCCUGAAACAUUCAGCUUACGAGGUUCAGAUCAGACAACAGUCUAGUGAAGCCAAAAACCCACUGUGGAGCAACUGGUCUCCAGUCGUGAUCGUUCCUGCAGAACUUGAACAUGAACCUAAAGUCACCAAGACAACAAAGCUUGUAAAUGGAGCUCGAAGGGUGGUGCUUACUUGGCCGAUGAUGCCACAUGCAGCAGCAGUCAGCGGAGUGACAUACAUCCUGAGUGACACGCAGUCUUCUCAGGGGUGUCCUUGUGAGGAAAAGAGGAAAAAACAUCACACCGACAUGAAUAAACACACAAUUUAUGUGCCGUACUCGGCUGUCAACAUCUCUGUUAUCGCCAGAAACGCAGCAGGUUCUUCUCCUCCAGCAGUCGUACAAAUACCAACUGAACCUGUGGCAGAUUUAAAAAUUUGUGACAAAACGUUACUGAAUGAAAAAUUAAAGAGGAGCACUUGCCUUCAGUGGUACGAACUUCAAGAUGCAGAUUUAAGGCCAACAAAUGUGACAACUUUAUCAGGAGGAAGAACAAGGAAGGACAAAAAGGAGAAGGAACAAAUAAAGCAGAACAUUAAGGACUACAUCCGCUACCUUUACUUUGAACACCGAUGUGAAGGUGGGAGACCACAGACAGUUAAAAUGUGUCUCUUUUAUCACAAAGAGGGCGCACCAGCCAAAGAACCUCAGGACUUAAUAGCUUUUAAUGAAGCACAAAGUUCUGCUAACCUGUCCUGGAAGGCAAUUCCGUAUAAGGACCAACGAGGCUUUCUCACACACUACAAGUUGUGCAGAGUGAAAAUCGGUUCACAGGAUGAGCCAGAAGUGUGCUCCAACGUAUCAGCCUUAGCGGUAAAACACCGUCUGGAAAACUUGACACCAGGAGCCAAAUACAACAUUAGCCUUGCUGGAGUUACACGGGUGGGAGAAGGACCUAAAGCCACCAUAACUAUCAACACAUGGUCAGAGAAACACUUGAAUGUGUGGUUGAGUUUAGGCUUGCUGUUUAUAUUCUUUUCCUUCACAAUAGUGUGCACCAUUGUCCUGAACAGAAUCAAAAAUAAGAUCUUUCCUCCUGUGCCAACACCUGUUAUUCCAGAUUUCACGCCCUGUCCAAAGUGUCAGGAGAUGUUGGAGAACAAAGAGGAGGUGCAUGACCUGACGCUGUACCAAGUGCAUUCAGAGGGAAAGUCUCUCUCUGAGGAGGCAGAAGAGACCACGGUGCUCGGAGGAGAGUGGGAUGAUGGGACUGACGAGGACGUGGAGAAUAAGAGGAGCGACUCAGGAGGCUCCGGCGAUGAGUGUUUGAGUCCUGGUUCUGCAAACCAAGCGCUGAAGACAGACCUUGAACAGGUGGACAAUGAACUCACCAUGCUGAUAUACAGGACUGGUUUAGUGUUUGAUAUGAAGACAGACUUAUAGAUGGAUUUACCUUUUGCUACCUCAUAGCACAUAAUUGCACAAAGAUAGGCUUAUCUGUUGUCUCAUACAGAAAACUGGACAAAUUUUCUACAAGCAAUGAUUUAUCUGCAAAAACAAUUUGCCAUUAUAGCUGUAUAGUUUUUUUUAACCGUUUGACAUUAAUGUAUUUUUCACUUUUUACUGAUGUUUUAAUUACAAGGUCGGUUUAUGGCAGGAGGAGCGUUAAGCAUGUUUUGUCAAUAAACCUUUUUUUAAAUUGUG